UUGAUAUUAACCUAAGUCAUAGCUGUUAUUAACAAACACCUCGUGCACCACCAUGGAAGCCUUAAAAGUAUUUUGCAUUAUUAAUUGUAAUUUAAAAAUUACGUGAAUUUAGAAGAAAAAUGAAUGAUGAAUAUGGGGUUAGAGGUAAUGAUCCAGAUUACAGUGACUUCCAUUACAAUAAAACCAUAGAUCGUAGCCGAAUUUCUGAGCAAGAGUCUAAAAAUAAGACAAUCUCAAAAAUAGAGACAAUCUUAAAUGAACAGUUUUCAAAUGAAAUUAAAGCUAAAGAACAAGAAAUUGUUGUAAUUGAUAAAAGAAUAUGUCAGACAAGAGCUAUGUUAGAUCGUUUACGGGCAUAUGUUGCUGCAAGUUACUAUGGUUCAGGUGAAAAGCUGAUCCCAAUAUCAAAGGAUAUAGAUACUAGAAAACGAAAAUGUGUUGAAGGUACUAAGACAGCUGAAGAAGGAGUUAUUCCCGUCAACAAAGUAUAUUCUGAGAAAGUAAUUAAUGGUGAAAUUAGAGAAUGUGAUAUAAAGGUGAAAACUGUGGAAAAAGAAGGCGUAAACAUUGUGAGUUUAGAACCUGUUGAGGAGAAUCGUUUUUAUACGACAAAAGAAGUGAUUGUUGGAAAUGUCUCAAAGUAUCUUGUUGCUGAAAACCGAAAAGAAAAUGAUAAGGCAACACAUAAGUGGAUGGUGUAUGUUCGUGGUCCAACACAUGAGCCUGAUAUUUCGUAUUACAUAAAAUCAGUGUGGUUUUUUCUACAUCCUAGUUAUAUUCCAAAUGAUAUCAUUCAAAUACACAAAUCUCCCUUCCAGUUAACUAGAAGAGGAUGGGGUGAAUUUCCUGUUCGAGUCCAACUUCAUUUUAAAGAUGGACAAAAUAAACGAUUUGAUAUCAUUCAUAACUUGAAACUUGACAAAACUUACACUGGAUUGCAAACACUUGGAGCAGAAACAAUAGUAAAAUUAGAACUUCAUCGCCAUGCUACAGAUUCUUUGUAUUUAGAUACUCAAAAGAAGUUAUACUACAACAAUAUGAAACAUCAAAAUGAUUUUCCCACACCACAUAUAAAUACUGAAGCUCCCAAACAACCCUCAGAUGAAAACCAAAUUGAUUUUGAACAGUUACCUGAAAUGGUGAGUGAAAAGGUAAAUAAUGAAUUUCCAAAUGUUAACAGUUCUAUGUCUUUUAAGAAAGAUGCCUGCUACAAAUUCAAGCAAAUAGUGGAUUCGGAAGCUCCCUCUGCUGUAUCCAGCUGUGUAACCAGUGCUGCUGUAUCUCGGUCUUCAUCACCAGUUGACUUUUGCACUGAACAAAAUUUGGUAGAUGACGAGACUCAUGUAAUUCUAGAGGAACUUGUCCUGGAUGCACCCUUGAUUGACAUGCACACAAGCGUGCACAGAGAAUCCUUUUCUUCUUCCUCCUAUGAGAAGUAUUCCUCUUGGUCUUUCUCCAAACGAAGAGCUAGUGAAUGGCAAAGAGCUGUGUUUUUAAAGAAAUUAUUUAUCGAAUAUUUAGAUGCUAAUAACAAAACUUUGGUUACACCUACUACAAAAACAAUUAUGAUAUGGUGUCGUAGGAAUGGCCACACUCCAGCCGAAAGAAAGCUGAAGGUUGUUCACAGUAAUGAUGAGAAUAGUCGAUAUUGUAAUUCUUGUGGAGUUUUUAUUGAAAGUAACUCAUGUGAAAAUUAUAUGUGGUGUUUGAAAUGCAUGGCAAAACAGGGUAAAAUAAUCAAAUUUGAAUCAGUAACACCAUUUGCUUCAGUACUAUCUGAAAUUAGACAAAAGGAAGAGGCAUUGAUCUCCCUGCAAAGUUUACAGACAUCAAUGCGAUUACCACUAGACAAUGAUAUAUAUGUUGACAUAGAAAGCCUAUCUUAUUCUGAACCAUUAAUAAGUAAAGAAAAAUUAUUUCAUACUGAACUUCCUUCUUCUGACUGUCUCGAUUGGGUUUACAACACAGCAAUUGACAUUGAUGUUCAUUUGCCCUCGGUUACGUGCAAUCAAGUAAAAGGUCCUAUACUACAAAAAAUGUUGGUAGUAGCAAUGAAACGAUUUGUAUCUGAUUUGUUGCGGAAAAGUAAUAAUGAAGCAGUUUCAAGACAGAAAAGUGCACUGGAGCCUGUGUUUGUAACAUGCCGACACCUAUAUUGUACGAUUUUAAAAAAUCAAAAGUUUGACUUUCUUACUGAGGCUUGUUUGGGCAAGGAGUUUGAAUGAGAUUAUUUUGUCUAUAUAUUUAAGAAAAAUAUAAUAACAUCAACAUGUUUUAGUAUUUAGCUAUUUUGGUAAUCGUCUCUGCUUAGUAAGAGGAUUUUUACA
Molecule: messenger RNA, 2327 nt
Organism: Hydractinia symbiolongicarpus
Lineage: Eukaryota; Metazoa; Cnidaria; Hydrozoa; Anthoathecata; Hydractiniidae
Product: YEATS domain-containing protein 2-like
Exons: 2
Coding region: 120-2225 (701 amino acids)
Biological process (GO): chromatin remodeling; regulation of transcription by RNA polymerase II
Cellular component (GO): NuA4 histone acetyltransferase complex
Molecular function (GO): histone binding
Source: RefSeq, a predicted model, not a curated record